GUGUUCCGGUUCUGCGCGGUGUCCGUCAGCUGACAGAUGUUUGGCUCCUCGGUUCGGUUCGUGCGGCAGUGAAAUAAAAACAGCUGCGCGAUCAGAGCAGUGCAGCGCCAUGAGCAACGGCGGUACCCCGCGAUCACUGCCCUCCUCCGGGCAGAAGUCCAUCCAGGAGAUCUGCCACCCUCUGUCCGCCGAGGAGAGCGCACGGAGCCGCAGCCCAGAUGUGCUGAACCCCGGAGAGAAGGACCUGAGUCUGCCCAAUGGGACUCCAGUAGACACAUCAAGCCCCGCCUCCUCUUCAUCGCUACUAAACCGACUGCAGCUCGACGACGAUUUGGACGCAGAAACGCGCGACCUGUUUGUGACUGUAGAUGAUCCUAAAAAGCACGUGUCUACAAUGGAGACGUACAUCACCUACAGAGUCUGCACAAAGACCACCAGAACAGAAUUUGACCUGCCGGAGUACUCGGUAAGGCGACGCUACCAGGACUUUGAUUGGCUGAGGAUAAAAUUAGAGGACAGUCAACCAACACACCUUAUUCCACCUUUACCUGAGAAGUUUGUAAUGAAGGGAGUGGUGGACCGGUUUUCAGAGGAGUUUGUGGAGACGAGGAGAAAAGCGCUAGACAAGUUCCUCAAACGUGUAGCAGAUCAUCCGGUGCUCUCCUUCAACGAACACUUCAACGCUUUUCUCUCAGCAAAGGACCUGAAUAAGCGUCAGGGUCUUGCUCUGCUGACUAAAAUGGGGGAAUCUGUGAAGUACGUGACGGGUGGUUAUAAACUGAGAGGACGGCCGGUGGAGUUUGCUGCUAUGGGGGAAUAUCUGGACAUGUUCACACAGAAACUGGGCACCAUUGACAGGAUAGCACAAAGAAUCAUUAAAGAACAGACAGAGUUCCUGAUGGAGUUGAGAGAGUACGGGCCGGUCUACUCAUCCUGGUCUUCUUUCGAGGAGGAUCUCCAUGAGCCUUUGGAAGGGGUUUCAGGCUGUGUGUCCAACUGCUCCAGCGCUCUGGAGGAGCUCACAGAGGACAUGAGUGAAGACUUUCUCCCCGUUCUCAGAGAAUACGUCCUCUAUAUCGAAUCCAUGAAGAAUGUGCUUAAAAAGAGAGACCAAGUCCAGGCUGAAUACGAAACAAAACUGGAGGCUGUUGUUUUCAGAGAGGAAAAAAAGACGCCGAUGCCCACUGAUGUGGAGAAGUGCCAAGAUCGAGUAGAGUGCUUUAAUGCUGACCUGAAAGCCGAUUGGGACCGCUGGCAGAACAACAAGCGACAGGAUUUUCGACAGCUGCUGACGGGGAUGGCUGACAAAAACAUCCAGUACUACGAGAAGUGCCUUGCAGCUUGGGAGUCUCUCAUUCCACUAUUACAAGACAAACAGGACGCUAAAGGUGAAACGAACUGAGCACGAACUUCACCCAUUCUCAAUCCGAGCUUCAGAGCUCGCGAUCCUCAAACAGGCCGUCCAACAUGAUGGGACGCACAAGGACGGGACACUACUGGACUGGACAAACUACUAGAAAUCCAUUUUGUAAGGUGUCUCUAUUUGUAAAAGCCCAUGGUUCUCUCUCUUGUUUUCCCGCUCUUUUUUUGUGGAAGGAGAAUUUGUAGUUUUCUCUUCUCAAACUUGGGAGUAAAACUGCAAAAACGUGACUCUGAAGCGGACAAGAGGAUGACAGAGCGACGGAAAACCUUUGGUAACGUCAACACAUCUGUAGUUUUUAGUGAAAUGUUUGCAAGUAAUCCUUUUGUAAAUGCUUGUUUGUUGCUGCCCAUCCGAGGCAACAGAGACAUCAGUGAUUCUUUUGUUUUGUUUGUUGUUGUUUUGUUUUUGUUCGCCGAAGGUUUGCCAACAUUCCUCUUGCCAAAGACGUGGACCUGAAGUUUGAUAUCUUUUUUUUUUCUCCAGACGAUUUCUUGGCACCAGGAUCCCCCGUUAUUAUCAAAAUGUGGCUGUUACAUUGAAAUGAAGGAUGAUUUUUUUCCCUCAGCCGUACUUUGACCUCAUUAAAUAUUUAUGAUAA
Molecule: messenger RNA, 2021 nt
Organism: Danio rerio (zebrafish)
Lineage: Eukaryota; Metazoa; Chordata; Actinopteri; Cypriniformes; Danionidae
Gene: snx30
Product: sorting nexin family member 30
Cellular component (GO): early endosome membrane; cytoplasm
Molecular function (GO): phosphatidylinositol binding
Source: RefSeq, marked provisional